Molecule: messenger RNA, 2822 nt
Organism: Boeremia exigua
Lineage: Eukaryota; Fungi; Ascomycota; Dothideomycetes; Pleosporales; Didymellaceae
Product: pyridoxal phosphate-dependent transferase
Exons: 6
Coding region: 150-2597 (815 amino acids)
Biological process (GO): biotin biosynthetic process
Cellular component (GO): mitochondrion
Molecular function (GO): magnesium ion binding; pyridoxal phosphate binding; S-adenosyl-L-methionine:8-amino-7-oxononanoate transaminase activity
Source: RefSeq, a predicted model, not a curated record
CUUUUCCCCUCCAAGGCCUCGAGUAACCGCUACGGUCCGAAAUCGGUUCGGCGUGCUGUGCAUGCAGGUCCUAUGCAUGAACUGGACCAGCCAAUUCCGAACAUUGUGGUCGCAUCAAUUGCAUCGUACUUGGUCCCUGCGCCGCGACAAUGUCGAGAUUGCCCGCAGGACUCUGGCAGAAGUACAUUGCGGUGCAAAUAUACGGUGCUAACACCGAUGUUGGAAAAACCGUGUUUUCUACCCUCCUUGGCUUGCGUGCUAAGGGUGGAGUAGGAGGAAGUCGAUACCGAGUUCACUACAUCAAACCUGUCUCGACAGGACCCUCGAGCGACCGCGAUGAUAGCUACAUACAGAAGUACGUGGGUCAGACCGUCACAACCCUGUUCCAAUUCAACGACCCUGUCAGUCCUCACAUAGCAGCUCGGGACUCCGAAGUGAUUCCUUCUGAUUCAUAUGUCAUCACCCGCCUCCAGCAGCAGCUUCGAGGCCAUGCUGUUGGGGCCGCAAACGAUUGGGGCCUUGCUAUAGUAGAAACUGCUGGUGGGGUUCUGAGCCCAGGACCAUCAGGGACACCGCAGGCGGACAUUUACCGAUCGCUACGACUCCCAGCUAUUCUUGUUGGUGAUCAUAAGCUGGGCGGCAUUGGUUCGACCAUUUCCGCUGCUGAAUCAUUGAUUAUGAGAGGCUACGAUAUCGACGCCGUAAUAUGCUUUGAUGAUAAAAGCAAGUACCAGAACGCCGAGUACCUGACAAAGUACUUCGAAGACAAGUUAGCGAUUCCAGUAUAUAGCAUACCCUGGAUACCCAAUGGUCUCGAUGGCAAAAGCGAGGGCGAGGAGACGAAGCUAAUGAAGCAAUACUACGCGCAGGUCAGCCAACACCAGAGCGUUGAGGAUGCCGCUGCACGUAUUUUUCUCCAGCACCACAAUCGGGUCAAGAACAUAGAGAGUAUGGCAUCGCGGACCUUCCAGAAGAUUUGGCACCCAUUCACACAACAUAAGCAUGUCAAGAAGGCGGAAGAUGUGCUUGUCUUCGACUCGGCAUACGGUGACUUCUUCGACGUCAAACGUACUCCAAGCUUAGAGACAGAUGACAAAGUCAAUAACGCAAGUUCUAUGUUGUGUAAAGCUUUCGAUGGAUCGGCUAGUUGGUGGACGCAAGGACUGGGACAUGGCAAUCCUCAACUGGCCCUUCAGGCAGCUUAUGCAGCAGGUCGCUACGGACACAUCAUGUUUGCGGGAGCAACACACGAACCAGCAAUUAAACUCGCCGAGCAUGUACUGAAGGGUUUGGAUAACCCUCGCUUGAAGAAGGUCUUCUACACAGAUAAUGGGAGCACGGCGACCGAAGUUGGCAUCAAGAUGGGCGUACGUGCGUCCUGCAAGCAGUACAGCUGGGAUGGCUCGAAAGAGGCUAUUGGAGUAUUGGGCCUGAAGGGCAGCUACCACGGCGAUACAAUUGGCGCGAUGGACGCGUCCGAGCCGUGUGUAUUCAACGAGAAAGUCGACUGGUAUCGAGGUCGGGGAUACUGGUUUGACUAUCCUACAUUCAAACUAAAGGAGGGUCGUUGGACAGUCGAACCACCUGCGGGAAUGGAAGAGGAAUUCGGUCCUGCGCAGCAUUUUGCCGAGCAGGAUCACAUCUUUGACCUUCACGGUAGAGGGCAAUCACCGCGGUACGAAGCAUACAUCGAGAAGACACUGGACAGGCUCGUCAAGAAAGAGGGAAGAAAGUUUGGCCUGCUUGUCAUGGAGCCCGUCGUUCUCGGCGCUGGCGGAAUGAUCUUCGUGGAUCCCUUAUUCCAAAAGAGCCUUGCGCGCGUUGUGCGUCGUUACAACUUUGCCACAUCCGAGAGCGCUCCAGGAUUAUCUACAUAUGGGCUGCCCGUCAUGUUCGAUGAGGUUUUCACUGGCUUGUACCGUCUCGGCAGAUUCUCGUCUGCAUCGUUUCUCGAUGUACGCCCCGAUAUAUCCGUUCACGCGAAGCUACUCACGGGGGGUUUACUUCCACUUUCGAUUACUGCGGCUAGUGACUCAAUCUAUCAGGCCUUCUGGGGCGAUGAGAAGUCUGAGGCUCUCCUUCAUGGUCACAGCUAUACUGCGCACCCGAUUGGCUGUCACGUUGCCAAUAUAAGUCUGGACAUUAUGGAUAAAUACUCCGGCGGCUCAAAAUGGAAUGUGUUCAAACAUAACUGGUCGAAAGUCCGAGCCCCAUUCCAACAAGAGGAGAGACUACCGAUUUGGAGGAAGACUUCAAAAAAGCCUAGAAUGAGUCCUGGAAAUCAUCUUGCGCUUUGGAGCUUUUGGGGGAAAGAUUUCGUGCUCGCUCUGUCGCAGCACAAGUGUGUUGAACAUGUCAACGCGCUUGGUUCUGUCUUAGCCGUGUCACUUAAAGACGAGGCUGGCGCCGGCUACAAUUCAUCCGCAGCUAUAGGACUUCGGGAUGCGCUUCUUUCCCGUGGUAAACAGAAGACCCGGAUUCAUUCUCGCAUUCUUGGCAACGUUAUCUAUCUGAUGGCGAGUAUGACUUCAAGAGGGGGUGACCUGCUUGGCGUUCAAGAGAGUUUCAUGCAGGAGCUGGAUGCGAUCGGUCAGUAGAUGAGAGUUUACCUGCAUUGUGCCGCACAGUCGAUCAUCUGCAGGUGGGUCGGGUUUGGUGUCCCUUCUUGAGGCAGUGCUCAUAUAUGAUGUACCUGACUAGGCAGUCGCUGGUAGGCGUAGAUCCAGAAGGUGGCCUGUUACACCCGUCAUGUACACUACAGCACUGUACCACCCUCUAGAGCCUGGCCGAGCGUCAAGGCUGUCAAUGAAAGUUUCUCUAUA